Molecule: messenger RNA, 1407 nt
Organism: Arachis duranensis
Lineage: Eukaryota; Viridiplantae; Streptophyta; Magnoliopsida; Fabales; Fabaceae
Exons: 6
Coding region: 632-1180 (182 amino acids)
Biological process (GO): rRNA processing
Cellular component (GO): Mpp10 complex; small-subunit processome; small ribosomal subunit
Molecular function (GO): snoRNA binding; rRNA binding; structural constituent of ribosome
Source: RefSeq, a predicted model, not a curated record
UGAUUCCUCAGUCUCAUACAUACUCUCAUUAUUCCUCCCCAAAAAACAACCCUAGCCUCCAUCACGCUGCCGUUUGUCUCACCAUCGCUGCUUGGUUCGUCGUACUCGAAGGCCCUUCCAUUCCCCCAACGCCAGUGUCUCUAGGUCCUGCUCCACCGUCGUCCCUCUAUCGUGUUCGUCGCCAGCUCCCGGUCGUCCGUCGCCAGCUCGCCAGGGUUCGUCGCCAGCUCGCCAGGGUUCGUCGCCAGCUUCCCGUCAUCUGUGGCUCUCCCUCAUAUCCCUGGUCACUGCCCUCGCCGAAGGAAAGCCAAAACCCUAAUCGGCUGAGCGAACGUCUCCUUCCUCUUCCUUCUGGCACCAACCAGGCCACUCCUCAGUGUCUCAGUCUCGUCACUCUCUCAUCUCUCUCACUGUCGCUCUCGCACUCAAGAUCUCUCGUCUCCGGUCUCUCUCACUGCCUCCGAUCCCGCACUCAAGCUCGUCGCUGGCGGCAGAAGCAGCACGUUCCGCAGCUGGUCGUCGUUGACGUCUUCUUGCUUCGAGCCUCGCCUCAGCAGCUGGUCCCCGAUUUUUUGAGUUCCAAUAAACUCCCCUGUUCUUUCUGGCUCAAUUUUGUUGCUUGUGAUAAAUAAUGAGGAAGCUAAGGUUUCAUGAGAAGAAGCUACUGAAGAAGGUUAACUUCUUGGAAUGGAAGAGAGAAGGUGGUCGCAGAGAGAACCAAGUUAUGCAGCGUUACCAUCUUACUGGACGUGAUGAUUACAAAAAAUAUUCGAGCAUAUGCGGCAUGAUUCAGAAGUUGGUAAAUAUAUUGAAGCAAAUGGACCCCAAGGACCCUUUCCGUGUCGACAUGACUGAUAAGCUCUUGGAAAAGCUUUACAACUGUGGUGUGAUUCCAACCAGGCAAAGCAUCACAUUAUGUGAACGUAUAACUGUGUCAUCCUUCUGCAGGCGCAGGCUUGCAACUGUUUUGGUGCGACUAAAAUUCGCAGAAUAUCUGAAAGAAGCUGUGACAUACAUUGAGCAGGGGCAUAUACGAGUUGGUCCGGAGACAGUUACGGAUCCAGCUUUCCAUGUGACUAGAAAUAUGGAAGACUUCAUUACAUGGGUGGAUUCGUCGAAGAUCAAGAGAAAGGUGCUGCAGUACAACGAUAAGUUGGAUGACUAUGAUUUAAUGAAUUAAGUAGAUAGUUUUGAUAGAGUCAAAUACACAAUGGGUUUUUGUUCUUGAGUCUAGUUUGAGCAGGCAUUCUUUUUCCCUUUAAUGUCUUAAAUGCUAUAUAGAAACCCAGAGAAAUUUUGACCAUCAUACUAGGAAUUUAGUAAAUGAUUGUGACAUUAGUAUACUGCUAUAUUUUGAAUAUGUAUUUUUAUUUUCUGCAAUCAGUAGAUGGUUAUCUUUCAUAAUGC